Messenger RNA from Penicillium macrosclerotiorum, 858 nucleotides. RefSeq names its product festuclavine dehydrogenase easG (gene fgaFS). The record is from RefSeq and is a predicted model, not a curated record. Lineage: Eukaryota; Fungi; Ascomycota; Eurotiomycetes; Eurotiales; Aspergillaceae. The transcript is spliced from 2 exons. Bases 1 to 858 code for a protein of 285 amino acids.
AUGGCUAUUCUUGUACUUGGAGGCCGAGGCAAACUUGCCACUGCUUUAGCUUCCCAUUUGAAGGCCGCCAAUCUUCCUUUUCUUGUCGGGACUCACUCUAGCCCCAACGAUUCAACCUAUGUGCAUUUCGAUUGGACCAAGAACGAUACCUGGAAAAAUGCCUUUGAUAGAGUUUAUGAGAGUGGAAUGAGUAAGAUAUCGGGCGUGUUCAUUGCAGGGGCAUCAAUUAUGGAUAUUGGAGAGAAAAUGGUCAAUUUCAUCGACCUUGCUAAGUCUCAGGGUGUGAAGCGCUUCGUUCUUAUCAGUGCGAGCAAUCUUGAGAAGGGCGGGACAGAAAUGGGUCAGGCUCAUGAGCAUCUUGCUGACUUGGAUGGGAUCGAGUAUGCAGUUCUUCGACCAACAUGGUUUAUGGAGAAUUUCCUUGAGUCCCCCCACCUUGACUCAAUCAAAAACGAAAGCAUUAUUUACAGCGCAGCGGGCGAUGGAAAAAUUCCAUUCAUCUCCAUCCACGAUAUUAGUCGCCUCGCCUUGCAUGCCCUUACUGAUGCAGUACCUCUUAAUAGAGAUCUGUUCGUUCUUGGGCCAGAAUGCGUCACUCAUACCGAACUGGCAAGCCUGAUGACCUCCGUCGUAGGACGUCAGAUCAAAUUCGUCAGCCUCAAUGAAGCCGAACUCGCGAAUCACUUGGUGGAGGGUCAGGGAGUACCUCUUGAGUUUGCCCAGAUGAUAGCAGCCUUGGAUCAUGAGGCUGCAAAUGGCACUGAAGAAAGGCUAGGCGAUGAGGUGGAAAAGCUUACCGGCGUGGCACCCAAGUCAUUCGCGGACUUCUGCAAAGAAAACAAAGAGUGCUGGAUUUAG